CAAGACAGACCCGAACGCCUCAAAAAGACUUUCCCGUAGUUAGGCGAGCAGUGCAGGGUUUGUGGUCAAGAGUUCGUCUCGAAGCUCGGUCGCCUCCAGAUGUCCAUUAGAUAUUUGCAAACAUGUCUACGAAUCAACUUGAGAAAGUAUAUAAACGGAAGGCAGACCUUGUAGAAGGAGGUGACACAGAGGAUUCCUCAAAAAAGCAAAGUCUGCUCAAAAAUGUUGUUCAAUCUGGAACCUCAAGUUUCCCGUUAAGUGAUUCUGAUUCCAAGGAAUCAAAGAUUUUCAACGAUCCUAUUCAUGGGACUAUAACAGUGACAGGUCUGUGUGUGAAGAUAGUAGACACACCGCAGUUUCAGAGGUUGAGGUAUUUGAAGCAACUCGGUGGAACUUUCUUUGUAUUCCCGGGCGCAUCACACAGCAGGUUUGAGCACAGCAUCGGAACUUACUAUCUGGGUGGAAAAUUUGCUCGGAUUCUGAAACAGAAACAUCCACAACAGUUUGAGGAAGGUGACAUCGAGUGCAUUGAAAUAGCAGGACUGUGUCACGAUCUUGGACACGGCCCGUUCUCACACGUCUUUGAGAAGAUGUUCAUACCUUGUGUAAGGAAAGACAAAACGUGGAAGCAUGAGGAUGCAUCAGUGGAGAUGUUGGAACACUUACUUAAAGCAAAUGACCAGGUGAUGAAGGCCUUUGAGGAGUUUGAUAAAGAUGGGACUCGACUCGCAUUGAUUAAGGAUCUCAUCUUAGGAGGAAAAGAGACAGAGCAUGUAGAAGAUGAACGUGUGCAACAAAAGAGAAAAAAACGUUUCCUUUAUGAAAUUGUUGCCAACGCCCAAACGGGAAUUGAUGUAGACAAAUGGGACUACUUGGCUCGCGACUGUCACAUGCUGGGCAUAAAAAACAACUUCGAUCACGACAGGUACAUGGAGUUGGCUCGUAUCAUCGACGUGGAGGGUGAAGGGCCACGAAUCUGUGCACGCGACAAGGAGGAAAAUAACCUGUACGAUAUGUUUCGUACCCGGGAGACAUUACACCGAAGAGCUUACCAGCACAAAGUUAAAAUUGGCGUAGAACUCAUGAUUGUUGAUGUGCUUGUAAAAGUUGACAAAACUGUGCAGAUAUCAGGAUCGGAUCGUGAUCAAGUAUCAAAAGGUCGAAACAUAUCUGAAUGUAUCGACGACAUGAAGGCCUACUCAAAGCUGAAUGACAGCAUCCUACAACUGGUGGAGCUCCCUAUAACACUAGGAACGAGUCACCAAGAAACUGACUCUGGCGCCAUGGAAGAUCUGAAAGAAGCAAGAAACAUCAUCAGAAGAGUCCGGGCAAGACAAUUGUAUAAAUGUGUUGGCACACGCAUUUUACAGGAUGGCGACACUUUUACACAAGAGGACAUUCAACGGUAUAAAAGAGAAAUUCUGGAGAAACCUGGAAGGUCCUUCAAUGAAAAUCAGUUUGAACUAGCUCUGAUGUAUUUCGAUUAUGGACAGAAAAAAGAGGACCCAAUAACCAACGUUAGGUUUUAUAAAAAAUCAAACCCUGGAAAGGCUUUCCUAUCGACAAAACAGAAAUCACAGAUGCUUCCUGCAGUAUUUCAAGAACGUGCUGUUGCUAUCUAUUCCAAAGAGAAAGAGUUUGAAAAAGAUAUUGCUAGAAGUUUCAAACAGAGAUGGCCAGAUUCGGAGAUCCCAGAAGAAUAUAACGGUGAACCUGAAGCCUCCAACCAAUGAAGUGGGAAUGCCGUUCGCUUGCAGCUCACGCGUGACGAGAUAGCCGAUUGCCUUCUCAGGUCCAAGUGCUAUUUAGUGUGUAACAAUUCACUCUACAUAUUCACUCUAUAUUAUUCUAUACUGAUGGUAUGUUAACGUAGUCAUGGAAUGGUACUAGACAGAUGACUUGCUUGAGACACUGACCCCACCUCACAUGAGGAAAAUGACCAGGUUCAUUGUGCCUUUGAAAGCACACUUGAAUAGACUUCAUGAUAAUAAUAUGUGUUCUUUUAUGGUUCGUAUAAUAUUGGACUCACAUCUCGCUUCGUAAAUUCAACUUUUUCCGAAGCUCAUAUUUUACUUCGACUUGUUACUGAGGUUCCAAGUAACUAUAAUAAAUCGAACAGAUAGUUUUAUGCACAUUAUGACUGCAAAAUCGCCUAGCCGGUACAAGAAAUCCACUGCUAAAACACGAAUGGGAUCGAAUAGUUGUGUGUGAUCUUGAAUUAUAUAAAAUAUGCGCUUAGCAGCUGUGAGCACGUAUAUCAAUAUACUAGUUACCAUAUAGACAUAUAGCAACUAUAAAGUAUUGAACAUUUAUUCUGCAAUAAAUAUAUAUCCGAGGUAAUGACAUUAUAACCGUUGAAAUUUAUACCAUGAAAAUUUGUCCGUCAUCUUAACUGAUCGAUGAUAAACACCUCAAUUGUAACUCGUGUAAAUCCAGCAAUACAACAACUUCAUAUUAUAUCUCCUCCCGUUUUGAUGAAAAGAAACGAUUGGUUUGUAUUAACUUGUAAAAGUAUUUUACCAGCGAAACUGGUUGUUAUAAGUCUUCGAGUAAACAAUCUGCUAAGAUUAAGGAAAAGCACAAAAAGAACAAGACAUAGUUAUUACUUCAGUUUUCGAAUACCAUGUACUGUGAGUACUAGUGUUACCUUCAAAUCAGCAUAAUAUAGACAGAGCACAUAUAUAUGCAUAGACUUUGUAAUUGCAUACAUUGGCCAAUUAAUGUACCGUUGAAAGGUAGUAGGUUAAAUGAAAUAUGUUUAAUGUAGAAUGACACGCCUUCAAUAAUAACAUUAGGCCCAGCAGAGAAAUACAGUCAAUGAACUUUUUGUAUCAAUAACUGUAGGGUAUUCGUAAUUGUAUCUCAUCUUAUUGAAAUGUAAUAUGUUCCCCAAUUGUAUAUUUGUAAUAUUGCUGUAACAUGUUGCAUUUUGUUAACUUUUUUUUUCAAGAACGUGGGAAGUGGACAAUGACAGGUGUGAUUGGGUAUUUGAACGGGUUAAAACGGCGAUCCGGAUUCGAAUCCCCACAUUGGUACAAUGUGUAAAGCCCAUGUCUGAAUAUUGCCGACCAAUUUUUGUAAUGCGAUACAAGAACAACAUUAUGUUCGCGAAAAGAUGAGCGUAUCCUGUCCUACCGGUGGCAUCCUCACCAACACACGCAGUCGAUUGCUAUCCUGAAAAGGUACACAGUCAAAAUAGUGAAUUGCAUCGGACAUCAUUUUUGUCACUGAUGCUUCAAAUUUGGAAAUGUCUCCGCAUGUCUACCUAACCACUUUUUGAAAGCUUUUUUUAGGCCUUAAAAACUGUAACGUUGAUCAAACACAUUCUACCAUUUUCUUAUAUUAUUAUUUAUUAUUAUCUUAUAUUUCUUUUUUGACAAUUUGUCCUGAACCUCUGAAGAUAGAUGCCUAAGUUUAUCUGUGGUAUCCAUGUUUUGUACAAAAAAAACCCCAAAAGAUCAAGGAAUAAUGUUUUUCCUUAAGUUUGUCAUGUGGGACAGUGGUAUACGAAGUUGAAAAAUCAUCACACGGAUAGCUGAUCAAUUAGCAUCACAGGGCAGGAUCCCCUUAAAUGUGUCUAAACCAUUAAUUACUGCCACCCUUCACCCUGCGAUAUCAUAGGCGAAGCGGGAAAGGGUAAAGUUUCAUAAGAUGUUUGACGCUCAAAGGAAAUCGCUUGAUUUAUAGCAACCUUUGAUGUUUUACCUUUUCUUCGGCACAGAUACCAGCCAGUAUUACCAAUGGAGUAUCUCCUGGAAAUCAUACUUCCCUGUCACACCCUUGUUGUUUGAAGCUUUCAUCUUUUUGCACCAUGUGUUAGUCUGUUUGUCGUUCUAUUUAUAUGUGUAUAACUGUACCUGUAUAACCCUGUCCUCUCCAGUUAACUGAUAGCUUGAUAAACGCACUUGUAUCUGUACUUAAACUUCUCAUUGAAAUAAUAAAGGAAUUUGAAAUCCACACGUCAA
Messenger RNA from Haliotis rufescens (red abalone), 3965 nucleotides. Its product is annotated as deoxynucleoside triphosphate triphosphohydrolase SAMHD1-like. Gene Ontology annotation, molecular function: dGTPase activity. Gene Ontology annotation, cellular component: nucleus. The record is from RefSeq and is a predicted model, not a curated record. Gene Ontology annotation, biological process: dGTP catabolic process. NCBI's taxonomy places the organism in Eukaryota, Metazoa, Mollusca, Gastropoda, Lepetellida, Haliotidae. The transcript is spliced from 18 exons. Bases 123 to 1733 code for a protein of 536 amino acids.